UCAAGAAAUUUUCAAAAUCGAAACCGCCAGUCUGCAACAAACAAUCAAUGGCUUCCUCCAAGAAAUCAAACAAAGAGGAACACACAAACAAAAACAAAAACAAAACAAUCAAAACCAAAGAAUCCCCAAUCAAGAACUUAAAAUCACCCAACAAAGACAAACAUAAAAUCAAGAGCAAGUCUCCCAGUAGCAAAGUUAAAGAAUCGCCCAAAGUCUCAAUCGAAAAAGUUAAAAAUCAAGACUCAGACACACCCAGGAAAUCAAAAAUCAAGAAUCAGACCAGCUCCAAAUCUGACAAAAAUCCUAAAAGAAAGGCGGAACCAGAAGAAGAUGGAGAAGACGAGACAUUGUGUAGCUUCCCAAUGAGUAGAAUAAGGAGAAUAAUCAAGGCUGAAGAUGAUAGUUCUAAAUUGCCUCAACAUGUUGUUUAUCUUGUCAAUAAAGCCACGGAGAUGUUUGUUGAACAGUUUGUUGAGAAAGCUUAUGAAUGCGCAGCUCGGGAUAAAAAGAAAACUCUUGCUUACAAGUACCUAUCAUCAGUUGUUGGCAAGCAGAGGAGAUUUGACUUUCUUUCAGAUUUUGUUCCCGAGCAACUAAAAGCUGAGGAAGCCUUGGGGCAGAUAAAAUCGGCAGAAACUGCUAAAAAAUAGAGCUCAUUAUACUACUUGAGAUGAUGGUACGCACACUUCCUUUGGUGCCUUAGUAAAUCAUUAGUUUUUUUGUAGGUUUCCCUUAUGUUUUCAGUGGAUUGCAUGAAGCGACAUUGUUCUCUAACAACGUAGACUAGAUUUGCUGUUCAUUUUGUAUUCAAAUGGCAUUCUAAUUUAUUAGUUAAGACAUUUCCUUGCUAGGUUUUAGAUUGGGCUAAUUCCUUGAGAUGAUGGUAUGCACAUUUUAGGCUCUUCUCUUUGCUCUAGAUUGGCUGUGUAAACUUCAAAGAGAAAGCCAUUGUUUCCCAUCGACUUUGUAUUGUAUCCAUGAGUAUAUGUUUUCGGAACGUAAGCGUUACUGUAAGCGAAUGGAAUUUUUCUCAUCA
This is a messenger RNA of Mercurialis annua (annual mercury), 1036 nucleotides long. RefSeq names its product DNA polymerase II subunit B3-1. The transcript has 4 exons. The record is from RefSeq and is a predicted model, not a curated record. Bases 48 to 650 code for a protein of 200 amino acids. Lineage: Eukaryota; Viridiplantae; Streptophyta; Magnoliopsida; Malpighiales; Euphorbiaceae. Gene Ontology annotation, molecular function: protein heterodimerization activity. Gene Ontology annotation, biological process: regulation of DNA-templated transcription. Gene Ontology annotation, cellular component: nucleus.